Molecule: messenger RNA, 3459 nt
Organism: Closterium sp. NIES-65
Lineage: Eukaryota; Viridiplantae; Streptophyta; Zygnematophyceae; Desmidiales; Closteriaceae
Source: the annotation of a GenBank genome assembly
AUGAUUAUAUGGGGGAUAAAGGAGUGGGUGAUAAUGGCAGCGGUGGGAUUGAUGGGGCCGGGUUGGGAGGGGGGGGAGGGGAGAGAGGGGAAAGAGGGGAAGGAGAGGGAGAGGGAGAGAGAGAGGGGGAAGGAGAGGGAGAAGGAGAAGGAGAGGGAGAGGGAGAGGGAGAGGGAGAGGGGGAGGGAGAGGGAGAAGGGGAGGGAGAAGGAGAGGGAGCGGGAUAGGGAGAGGGAGAAGGAAAAGGCGAGACAGGUCGAAUCUGCAGAGGUGGAGCGCAGGAGAGAGGUGAGGCGAGAGGAGGAGUGGAGGAGGGAGGAGGAGCAGAGGAGAAGGGAGGAGUGGAGGAGGGAGGAGGAGCAGUGGGCAGGGGGUGUGGGGAGGGCAGGUUGGGCCCGGAGGGGUGAGUUUGAUGCAACGCAGAGCUGGGCAGAGCAGCAGGACCACAGGCGUGGGCGAGAAAGGGGUGGGCAUGGAGGAGAGGGGGCACGGUACGAGAGAGAGAGGGGCCGGCACGAGCAAGGAGGGCAUCUACGGCAGGGUUAUGGUGAGGGGCGUGAUAGGGGCGGCCAUUACAGUAGAGACCGCGGGCGAAGCGCAGAGAGAGGGGCUGGUGGCUGGCUGGAGCGUGGGGGUGAUAGAGUUGUUGAGAGGGGUGGUGAUGGGAGUCAGUAUGGUGUGAGGGAGCGCGAGCAUCGCCCUCAAAACUCCCUCUCAGGCGCCAUUGGGGUCCCCAUUUCAUUCGGCCAACAACUGGGCGGUGCGCUCUCUGCUGCCAACAGUGUUCCCUUGGGCGGUCAGGGCAUGCAAGGAGGAGUGGUGUCUGCUGUUCCUCCUGGGUUCGGCCCGGACGAAGGGCAGCAAGGUGGCUUUCUUUUUCCUGGAGAAGGAGAGGGCGGCUUGAGGCAGCACGAGUGUUCCCUUGGGCGGACUUUUGAGAGCUCUCAAAAGUCACUCCAAUAUAGCUGUCUCUUCGCCAACAGUGUUCCCUUGGGCGGUCCCGGCAUGCAGGGGAAGGGGCUGGAGGCAGCACGAGGUGAGUGUGAGGCAGAGGGAUUAGGCCAGCCCCUGGGAGGUGCGCUCUCUGCUGCCAACAGUGUUCCCUUGGGAGGUGCGCUCUCUGCUGCCAACAGUGUUCCCUUGGGAGGUGCGCUCUCUGCUGCCAACAGUGUUCCCUUGGGAGGUGCGCUCUCUGCUGCCAACAGUGCUCCCUUGGGAGGUGCGCUCUCUGCUGUCAACAGUGUUCCCUUGGGAGGUGCGCUCUCUGCUGCCAACAGUGUUCCCUUGGGAGGUGCGCUCUCUGCUGCCAACAGUGUUCCCUUGGGAGGUGCACUCUCUGCUGCCAACAGUGUUCCCUUGGGAGGUGCGCUCUCUGCUGCCAACAGCGUUCCCUUGGGAGGUGCGCUCUCUGCUGCCAACAGCGUUCCCUUGGGAGGUGCGCUCUCUGCUGCCAACAGCGUUCCCUUGGGAGGUGCGCUCUCUGCUGCCAACAGCGUUCCCUUGGGAGGUGCGCUCUCUGCUGCCAACAGCGUUCCCUUGGGAGGUGCGCUCUCUGCUGCCAACAGCGUUCCCUUGGGAGGUGCGCUCUCUGCUGCCAACAGCGUUCCCUUGGGAGGUGCGCUCUCUGCUGCCAACAGCGUUCCCUUGGGUGGUCCCGGCAGGCAGGGGAGGGUGGUGGCUGGCUGCUGUGCCUCCUGGCAGGGUUUGCGUGCUGCUGGCGGCCCGGGGGGGGCUGCUGCUGUACUUGUUAGUAGCUCAGGGCGCAUCCUCAGAGGAGCCGAUCAGAUGGAGAGUUUCCUGCGCAACGCAGAGAGGCUCGAAGCGGGGGGAGCAGCAAUGGGGGGAGCCGAUCAAAUGGAGAGUUUCUUGCGCAAUGCGGAGAGGCUGGAGGCAGCAGGAGCAGCGGCAGGAGGAGCAGGAGGGGGACGGGGAGGAGGAGGGGGAGAAGGGGGGUUUGGGAUGGCUGGAGGUGGUUUGGGCUCUCCUACCCCACAGCUGCAGUCUGCAGCAGCAGCGGGUGCAUUGGGUGCUGGUGAUGCAGGGAGGGGGGAUUUCGGCAGCUUUCUCCGCAAUGCAGAGCGGUUGGAAGCGGUGCAUGGGGGGAGAUAUGGGGAGAUGCGCGGUGACAUGGGUGGGGGCAUGGGAGGGGCCAUGGGUGGGCUGCAAGGAGAACUGGCAGGCGGCAUGAGAAGCGCAUCCAUGGGACCCAUGGGGCCUGUGAUCCGCAUGCACGUACCGCCGUUCGACCCGCAUGCGCCCCCACCGCCUCACAUGUCUCUCCGUGGGCCCAUUCCCCCGGGCUUUGAAGAUGGACCCGCCUUUCCAGAGCCGCGUUUCGGAGGUGCACCGCCUCACAUGCAGCAGCAGCAGCUGGGAGAUCCAAUGGAGCCUCUUACUGAGGUUGCGCCGGUGACUGUGCGGAUGGUCGGCACGCAUCGUGUGAUGGUUGUUGCAGAUUCGCCCGUCCGCCCACCACCGAUGGAGCUCCCGAGGUCCAUGGAUCCCUUUUCCCCCAACAUGCCACUCGAAAUGCAAGGCGGAAGGCCUCCCUUCUUCUCCCAGCAGCAGCAACAGCAGAUGCCGCCACAGCAUUUUGGUGAAAGCGUCCAGAUUCGUGGAAUUCACGAGCGGGGGUUCCCGGGACCGCCUCACCACAUGAUGCAAGGCCCGCCGGACCUUCUUCCUCCACGUGGUGAUUCUUUUCGACCGCAAGGCCCCCGAGGAGAAUUCUUCCCUUCUCCUCAAGGGGGACCACAUGGGCCUCCCCCAUAUGGCCCUCCCCUUCGUGGGCCCCCGUUUGGCCCGCCACCAUUUCUCAACGAUCAAGGACCUAGAGGGCCUUUCCGUGGCUUUCCCCCCAUGGACCCCCAUGGAGGAGUGGAGGACCAUCCGCGUUUUGGUGGUCGAGGCCCGUUCAAUGGUGCCGGUGGUCCGAAUAUUGGGGCCCGCGUGCUACACGUUGCAUUCUUCGCGGCACUGGUGGCCCUUGCCUACUCGGACGACGAUAAGGAUUAUGAGCGUUUUAACUCUCUGCUGAUUGGAGCCAACGAGGUUCCAAAGAACAACUCCGAAGCUGCCAGGAAAGCUGUCGGGGACAAACGAGGGAUGGUUCACAUGAAGCUUAAGAUCUACAAGGAGGAUGGCAAGCCUACAUGGCUGGAGUAUUCGGUGAAAGCGUUGAAGCUGGAAGGCGAGAUGCCGCCAACCAAGACGCACAUACACCCAGGGAACAAGGGGCAGAACAACCCCGUGCUGCUGGACCUGCCGUGCUCGUACGAGAGGAAGAGCCGCACCGACUGGCGCUGCAAGGGCUCCCUCGGGAAGAAGGUGCAUGAACGCACCAACGACCUCGUGUCAGCGCUUAAGGAUAUCUCCAAGAAUCCGAAGGGGCACUAUGGGAAUAUUCACACGAAGAAGUAUUCUGAUGGUGCCGUGCGUGGUCAGCUCUCCAGGGGCUAG